AUGGCGACCACAGAUAUCAAAAAGGUCGUCAUUCUUGGUGGUGGAGCUGCUGGGCUUCUUAUAGCCAUGAAACUUGGGCCUGAAAAGAAGAAGCAUGGCAUUGAUGUGACGCUCGUUGAUUGCAAGUCAUUUUUCGAAUAUACACCGAGCCUUAUCUCUGUAUUGUACGAGCCAACUGAUGAUCAAUUUCAAAAGCACUUCCACCGAAUCACAGCAGAUUAUCCAUCAUUUUUAUCCAAUUAUGGAGUCAACUUUGUGCUUGGAAUGGUGGAUGAUAUCAAUGAGCAAACGGUGAUUCUUAAGGGUGGCCAAGAAUUGACAUACGACAUUGCCGCUAUCUGCACAGGAUCAUUUUAUCAUGACCCAUGGAAGAUCCCUUGCCAAGAUAAUAACGAAGAUGCCACAAACGAGCCACACUUGAUGCAAUUAUCUAACAGGUUGGAUUACUUGCGAGAGAAGCGUGAUCAAUAUAAAGCAGCCCAAAGUAUCUUGUGUAUUGGUGCAGGGCCUGUUGGUGUGGAGGUUGCCACGGAGAUUGCAUGCAGGGCACCACAAAAGCAGGUGACAUUGGUGAGUGCUACGGACGCUGUUCUUAGUGGCGGGUCAUUGGGUGAUGGUGCAAAGCGAGUGCUUGAUCGCCUUGAUUCCGUCAAAUUGAUUUUGGGAGAAAAAGCACAACCAAAUCAGGAUCAACCUAUGAUCUUCAAAACAUCCGAAACGCAUCAAGAGAUCCAUUGUGAUCUUGCUUACACUUGCACCGGCAUUCGACCCAAUACCCGAUUUUUGGAGAAAUCUCAUGCUAGUUGGCUGGAUGACAAGAAGCAUGUUCGUGUGGAUCCCUUUUUUCAAGUUGAACGUGAUGCAGGGGAUGGCAACAUUUUCGCUAUUGGUGAUGUGAAUAACAUGGAUGAGCCCAAGCUCUUUUUCACUGCCCAUAUGCAAGCAGUACAUUUCGCACGCAAUGUAAAGAAUCUUUUUAGAGGGGCAGCAGUGCAACCUUAUUGUGGAUGUCAAAUAUCGAUGGUGGUAUCACUUGGACCAUCUCAUGCUAUUGGAUCAAUAAGUGGGAUUGUCUUAAAUGGAUGGCCAUUAGGUCUUCACAAAGGCAGCAAGCUGGCAGCAUUAGCAAAGCACGUGAUCGAGCGCAUAUCAAUGAAUGAUUUCAACACCAAGGAAACUGCCAAUGAUUUAAUUUACCACACACAUGAAAAGGGACAUCUCUUUCAAAAGCUGAUCACAGCAAUCAUUAGGCGAUCACAUAGCACAUCAGACUGA
This is a messenger RNA of Lichtheimia ornata, 1275 nucleotides long. RefSeq lists its product as uncharacterized. Bases 1 to 1275 code for a protein of 424 amino acids. Gene Ontology annotation, cellular component: cytoplasm. Gene Ontology annotation, molecular function: electron-transferring-flavoprotein dehydrogenase activity; flavin adenine dinucleotide binding. NCBI's taxonomy places the organism in Eukaryota, Fungi, Mucoromycota, Mucoromycetes, Mucorales, Lichtheimiaceae. The record is from RefSeq and is a predicted model, not a curated record. The transcript is spliced from 3 exons.